GAAAACAUAGUCAGUUGAAGAAGAUAUUUUGAGCUGUGUAGUAUCUUUAAAAUGAUAAAAAUAGCUUUAUUGGCUGUAAUUGUCUGUUUUGUAGGUUGCGCAUAUGCACUUCCGAAUUAUGAUGCUGACGAUUUGGACGAUGAUGAAUUUGAUAGAUUAAUGGCUGAACUUGAGGAAAAUGGAUCGAAGGAGUUCGAAGAAAAGUACACAAUUCCUACUACAACCACUCAGAGAACUACGACAAACAUCAUAUUUAAUGAAAAACUUUAUUCAAGUAUUCGAGAAGCUAGAAGUUCUUUUAUUCGAGCUAGUAAUUAUUUUGAUGAUAUUGUUCUUAUGAAGAAAAAUCAAGUGAGGAAGUUCUUCGGCUAUUCAAGUGAUGAGAGUAUCUAAUUGUCAGAAUCGAUGCACAAAAGUGAAGUCUAGAAACCUCACUUAUCUUAACGGUUUUUUAAAAUUUAAAAAAUUUGCAUGAAUAGUUCAAUCAGAAAAUUUUCAAUUUAAAACUCACAAUAGAGCUCAAUAAAUGC
Messenger RNA from Chironomus riparius, 530 nucleotides. The record is from the annotation of a GenBank genome assembly. NCBI's taxonomy places the organism in Eukaryota, Metazoa, Arthropoda, Insecta, Diptera, Chironomidae.